UAUUGGGAAUGAGAGUAAACAAUGUUUAUGAUGUGGAUAAUAAGACAUAUCUUAUUCGCCUUCAAAAACCAGACUGCAAGGCCACGCUGCUGCUUGAAUCUGGCAUACGCAUUCACACAACUGAGUUCGAGUGGCCAAAAAACAUGAUGCCAUCUGGCUUUGCAAUGAAGUGCCGUAAGCAUUUAAAGACCAGAAGACUUGUCAGUGUAAACCAGCUGGGCAUAGACAGAAUUGUGGACUUCCAGUUUGGAAGCGAUGAAGCUGCUUAUCACCUGAUCGUCGAGCUGUACGACAGGGGUAACGUUGUCCUGACAGACCACGAAUAUGUCAUUUUAAACAUUCUGAGGUUUCGCACGGAUGAAGCGGAUGACGUCAGGUUUGCGGUUCGGGAACGAUAUCCGAUCGACAGUGCAAAAGCACCUGCACCUCUGCCAACCUUGGAAAGGUUAACUGAAAUAGUAUCAAAUGCACCCAAAGGGGAACAACUGAAGAGGGUUCUUAACCCUCAUCUCCCUUAUGGAGCCACUCUCAUUGAGCAUUGCCUUAUAGAAGCUGGAUUUUCUGGUUAUGUCAAAAUAGAUCAGCAUAUGGAAAGUAAAGAAAAUAUUGAAAAAGUGCUUACUGCUUUAGAGAAAGCAGAAGAAUAUAUGACACUAACUGACAACUUCAGUGGAAAGGGUUAUAUUAUCCAGAAAAGAGAGAAAAAGCCAAGUCUGGAACCAGAUAAACCAGCAGAAGACAUCUACACAUAUGAGGAAUUUCAUCCUUUCUUGUUUUCUCAACAUUCAAAAUGUCCCUACUUGGAAUUUGACUCAUUCAAUAAGGCAGCAGACGAGUUCUACUCCAAGCUGGAGGGACAGAAAAUUGAUCUGAAAGCAUUGCAGCAGGAAAAACAAGCAUUGAAGAAACUUGAAAAUGUCCGUAGGGACCAUGAGCACAGACUGGAAGCUCUUCAGCAAGCUCAGGAAGCUGAUAAGAUGAAAGGAGAACUUAUAGAAAUGAACUUGGAGAUCGUUGACCGGGCCAUCCAGGUGGUCCGUAGCGCGUUAGCCAACCAGAUAGACUGGACGGAGAUUGGAGCCAUCGUUAAAGAAGCUCAGGCACAGGGAGACCCCGUUGCAAGUGCAAUCAAAGAAUUAAAGCUUCAGACAAAUCAUAUCACAAUGCUGCUGAGGAACCCAUAUGUGUUAUCUGAAGAGGAAGAGGAGGAGGAGGAUGCUGAUGUAGAGAAGGAAGAAACAGAAGAACCAAAGGGAAAAAAGAAAAAGAAUAAAAACAAACAGUUGAAGAAACCUCAGAAAAACAAACCAUCGUUAGUUGAUGUUGAUCUCAGUCUGUCUGCGUAUGCCAAUGCCAAAAAGUACUAUGAUCACAAAAGACACGCAGCUAAGAAAACACAGAAGACAGUAGAAGCUGCAGAAAAGGCAUUUAAAUCGGCCGAGAAGAAGACGAAGCAGACCUUGAGGGAAGUUCAGACAGUGACCACCAUUCAGAAAGCGAGGAAGGUCUAUUGGUUUGAAAAGUUCCUGUGGUUCAUUAGUUCUGAGAAUUACCUUAUUAUUGCUGGAAGAGAUCAACAGCAGAAUGAACUGAUCGUAAAGCGAUAUCUUAAACCAGGGGACAUAUACGUGCACGCGGAUCUCCACGGAGCCACGAGCUGUGUGAUCAAGAACCCGUCAGGUGAACCGAUCCCUCCACGAACCCUGACGGAGGCUGGCACCAUGGCCUUGUGUUACAGCGCUGCCUGGGAUGCCCGUGUUGUCACCAGUGCUUGGUGGGUCUCCCACAACCAGGUUUCUAAAACGGCCCCUACAGGAGAAUACCUCACUACUGGAAGCUUCAUGAUCCGAGGGAAAAAGAAUUUUCUUCCACCUUCAUAUCUGAUGAUGGGCUUUAGCUUCUUGUUCAAGGUGGACGAAAGCUGUGUUUGGAGACACCGAGAAGAAAGGAAGAUCAAAGUGCAGGAUGAGGAUCUGGAAACGGUUUCCAGCAGCGCCAGUGAACUGGUGUCCGAAGAAGUGGAGCUGUUAGAAGGAGGAGAUAGCAGCAAUGAAGAGGAAAAAGCAGAGUGUCAGGAAGCACCAGAGGAUGUGGAAGCCACAUCUGAGAGUAAUCGUGACGAGGGCAUCGCUGAUCUUGACCAGGGCAGAGUAAACACACCUCUGGCACCAGAGGGUGACUCCGAAGAGGAUGAUGGAGAGUCUGAAGAUGAAGUGGAACAGCUGGAGUCAAAGAGCGAAGUGAAGGAGGAAGAGGUAAAUUACCCAGAUACAACAAUCGACCUGUCACAUCUUCAGACUCAAAGAUCCCUGCAGAAAAUCAUCCCCAGAGAGGAAGAACCCAACUUGAGUGACAGCAAGUCCCAGGGGCGAAGGCAUCUGUCUGCCAAGGAGAGGAGAGAAAUGAAAAAAAAGAAGCAGCAGAACGACUCUGAGAACUUGGAGCCGCCCGAAGAGAAGCAGAAAGAGACAGAAACACAACCUCCUCCUCCUGCCAAUGCUGCUAAGGGUGCGCCGGCUCCGCAGCCCAUCAAGCGGGGCCAAAAGAGUAAAAUGAAGAAGAUGAAGGAGAAGUACAAGGACCAGGAUGAGGAGGACCGGGAGCUCAUCAUGAAGCUGCUGGGGUCUGCAGGGUCGAACAAGGAGGAGAAAGGGAAAAAAGGGAAAAAGGGCAAGACGAAAGAAGAGCCAGCAAAGAAGCAACAGCAGAAACCCAAGGCCGUGCGUCGUGGCGGGGGCAAGGAGACGCCCGCAGGAGGAAUCCUGCUGCACGAGGCGCAGGACCCAGCCCUGGAGGAGCAGCAGGAGGAGAAGGAGGAGCAAGACCAGGAUCAGCCGGGAGUUGAGGAAGGCGAAGCGCUGCUGGACUCCCUGACGGGCCAGCCCCACCCCGAGGACAUCCUGCUCUUCGCUGUUCCCAUCUGUGCUCCCUACACUGCCAUGACCAACUAUAAGUACAAAGUCAAGCUCACCCCAGGCACCCAGAAGAAGGGAAAAGCUGCAAAGAUCGCCUUGCAUAAUUUUAUGCAAUCCAAAGAAGCCAGUGCAAGGGAAAAAGACCUCUUCCGCAGCGUGAAGGAUACAGAUUUGUCAAGAAAUAUCCCUGGUAAAGUGAAAGUGUCUGCACCUCAUCUCCUGAACAGGAAAAAGAAAUGAUUCUGUAGGGGGGAGGAGUUUCUCAGCGCCGGGCCGCGCAGGCAGGAGCCAGCACCCACAGGUGGGACAGACGGACACACGGCCAGACAGACCUGCCCUGCGCUGGACUGAAGGGAGCUGCCGUGGCAGCGGGUGCCCGCGGAGCAGCUCCUGCCCCGUGGUUUUAGAUGGACUCGAACAACUCGAUGCAAAUCGCGUAAAAACAUGCGAGUAAAGUGCUGGCGGUCGGUCCACGCCGGGAUCUC
Molecule: messenger RNA, 3400 nt
Organism: Athene cunicularia (burrowing owl)
Lineage: Eukaryota; Metazoa; Chordata; Aves; Strigiformes; Strigidae
Gene: NEMF
Product: nuclear export mediator factor
Exons: 32
Coding region: 9-3155 (1048 amino acids)
Biological process (GO): ribosome-associated ubiquitin-dependent protein catabolic process; rescue of stalled cytosolic ribosome
Cellular component (GO): RQC complex
Molecular function (GO): ribosomal large subunit binding; tRNA binding
Source: RefSeq, a predicted model, not a curated record